AUGACCGGUCUUGCUAAUAGUCAGCCAGCUAAAACUAGUAACUUUGCCCCCGGAAUACGGGAGCGAAAUGGGUUAAAGCAAUUCAUCGUCUCAUCACUGCUUGCCGUGGCGUUGGCUUCUCCGCUCGGGCCAGUUCUGGUUAAAAACCCGGAAGCCGACGCUCAUAUCCUAUCGUACGAGAAUGUCCUGCACGACGAUGGACACUUUGGUUGGUCCUACCAAACAAGCAACGGAAUCAGUGCACAUGAGGAGGGCCUGGGAGCACACGCCGCUAAUGGAGUGUUCACCUACACUGGACCGGAUGGCGUUCAAUAUCGGGUACAGUACGUAGCCGAUGAAGGCGGCUACCGGGCUGAAGGUGCCCAUCUGCCAACUCCCCCACCAACUCCGGAUCAUGUGCUAAAAUCGCUCGAGCAGAUUCGUGCCAAUCCACCCCGCGAUCAGAAGGAUUUCAGCCUGGAAGCGCUGGAUGCCACCAUUGCGAGACUGAGACACUAA
Molecule: messenger RNA, 498 nt
Organism: Sabethes cyaneus
Lineage: Eukaryota; Metazoa; Arthropoda; Insecta; Diptera; Culicidae
Product: cuticle protein CP14.6-like
Exons: 2
Coding region: 1-498 (165 amino acids)
Cellular component (GO): chitin-based extracellular matrix
Molecular function (GO): structural constituent of chitin-based larval cuticle
Source: RefSeq, a predicted model, not a curated record